Messenger RNA from Hippopotamus amphibius kiboko, 3599 nucleotides. RefSeq names its product immunoglobulin superfamily containing leucine rich repeat 2 (gene ISLR2). The record is from RefSeq and is a predicted model, not a curated record. Gene Ontology annotation, cellular component: cell surface. Bases 151 to 2391 code for a protein of 746 amino acids. Gene Ontology annotation, molecular function: protein binding. Gene Ontology annotation, biological process: positive regulation of axon extension. Lineage: Eukaryota; Metazoa; Chordata; Mammalia; Artiodactyla; Hippopotamidae. The transcript is spliced from 2 exons.
CUCUGCCUCUUCCUCAUCUUCCGCACAGUCGUAGCAACAGAUGUGGGAAGUGCUCUUGGGCUGUCGUCCUGGCUGCGCGACAUCAAGUCUAGAGAAGGGGUUGCAGCCCGAGGGCAGCGCGCGGAGAGUCGGCGAGCAGCGGGAUCCGCGAUGGUGCCCUUGAGGGCCCUGUGGCUGGCUUGGGCGCUGGUAGGAGUGGCCGGAUCGUGCCCAGAGCCGUGCGCCUGCGUGGACAAGUACGCACACCAGUUCGCCGACUGCGCCUAUAAGGAGCUGCGCGAGGUGCCGGAAGGACUGCCGGCCAACGUGACCACGCUUAGUCUGUCGGCCAACAAGAUCACGGUGCUGCGGCGCGGAGCCUUCGCCGACGUCACGCAGGUCACGUCGCUGUGGCUGGCGCACAAUGAGGUGCGCACGGUGGAGCCGGGCUCGCUGGCGGUGCUGAGCCAGCUCAAGAACCUCGACCUGAGCCACAACCUCAUAUCCAGCUUCCCGUGGAGCGACCUGCGUAACCUGAGCGCGCUACAGCUGCUGAAGAUGAACCACAAUCGCCUGGGCUCGCUGCCCCGGGACGCACUCGGUGCACUGCCCGACCUGCGUUCCCUGCGCAUCAACAACAACCGGCUUCGUACACUGGCUCCUGGCACCUUCGACGCGCUAAGCGCGCUGUCACAUCUGCAGCUCUAUCAUAACCCCUUCCACUGCGGUUGCAGCCUUGUGUGGCUGCAGGCCUGGGCCGCGAGCACCCGGGUGUCUUUACCGGAGCCCGACUCCAUCGCGUGCGCCUCUCCUCCUGCGCUGCAGGGGGUGCCGGUGCACCGCUUGCCCGCCAUGUCCUGUGCACCGCCCAGUGUGCAUCUGAGUGUUGAGCCGCCGCCGGAGGCGCCGGGCAGCCCCCUGCGCUCCGGCCUAACGCUCAUGCUACACUGCGUCGCCGAAGGACACCCGACGCCCCAACUGCAAUGGCAGCUUCAGAUUCCGGGUGGCACCGUAGUGUUAGUGCCGCCAAUCCGGAGCGGGGAGGACGACGGGGACGCGGCGGAAGACGGGGAUGAGGAAGGAGAUGGGGAUGGGCCAACGCAGACAGAGGCCCCCACCCCGACUCCUGCACCCGCUUGGCCCGCGCCCCCAGCCACCCCGCGCUUCCUGGCCCUCACAAACGGCUCCCUGUUGGUGCCCCUCCUGAGUGCCAAGGAGGCAGGCGUCUACACAUGCCGUGCCCACAACGAGCUGGGUGCCAACUCCACGUCAGUACACGUGGCAGUGGCAGCGGCCGGGCCCCCAAAACACGCUCCUGGCGCAGGGGGAGACCCUGAUGGGCAGGCUCCAACCUCUGAGCGUAAGUCCACAGCCAAAACCCGGGGCAACAGUGUCCUACCUUCCAAGCCCGAGGGCAAAAUCAAAGGCCAAGGCCUGGGCCGGGUGACCGUCCUCGGGGAGACAGAGGCAGGGCCGGAGGAGGAGGAGGCAGGUGAGGGUGACGAGGCGGAAGACCAGGUCUCUGCUGACCCGGUAGAGGAGCAGCGCUGUGGCCACGGGGACCCCUCGCGGUACGUGUCCAACCACGCGUUCAACCAGAGCGCCGAGCUCAAACCGCACGUCUUUGAGCUGGGCGUCAUCGCGCUGGACGUGGCGGAGCGCGAGGCGCGGGUGCAGCUGACGCCGCUGGCGGCCCGCUGGGGCCCUGGGCCCGGCGGGGCUGCGGGAGCGGGGAGGCCCGGGCGGCGGCCCUUGCGCCUGCUCUAUCUGUGCCCGGCGGGGGGCGGCGCAGCGGUGCAGUGGUCGCGCGUGGAGGAGGGCGUCAACGCCUACUGGUUCCGUGGCCUGCGGCCCGGCACCAACUACUCCGUGUGCCUGGCGCUGGCGGGCGAGGCCUGCCACGUGCAAGUGGUGUUCGCCACCAAGAAAGAGUUGCCCUCCCUGCUGGUCAUCGUGGCGGUGAGCGUGUUCCUCCUGGUGCUGGCCACCGUGCCCUUGCUGGGCGCCGCCUGCUGCCACUUGCUGGCCAAACACCCGGGCAAGCCCUACCGCCUUAUCCUCAGGCCGCAGGCCCCGGAUCCCAUGGAGAAGCGCAUCGCCGCCGAUUUCGACCCGCGUGCCUCCUACCUCGAGUCCGAGAAAAGCUACCCGGCGGGCGGCGAGGCGGGCGGCGAGGAGCCAGAGGAGACCCCUGGGGAGGGCCUUGACGAAGAUGUGGAGCAGGGGGACCCCGGUGGGGACCUGCAGAGGGAGGAGAGCCUAGCGGCCUGCUCGCUGGCGGAAUCCCAGUCCAAGGCCAACCAAGAGGAGUUCGAGGCGGGCUCCGAGUACAGUGAUCGGCUGCCCCUGGGUGCCGAAGCGGUCAACAUCGCCCAGGAGAUUAACGGCAACUACAGGCAGACAGCGGGCUGAACCCCCAGCCCGUCUGGCAGCCCAUUCCCAUCCCCCACCUUGGGUGCCUGGGAGCAGAAGCCUAGGGCUGGCAGGAUUUCCCCCCCCCCCCCCAACUUUCACUUGUUCACUCUCUCACCACCCCCUAACCUUGACUGCUGGGGACUUCUAGUGGGGAGUGGGACGAUUUUACCAGUCCCACCCACGACGGUCAUUGUCCUUGUGGGCUGAAUUCCCCUCCGUGGCAAGCACAGCUCCCGCCUCUCCCUCCCUGUGUAAGACACCACCCGCUGACCGUGAGGCGAAAUCCAAGCCUCUCCAUUCCCACUGCAAUUAUCUGCGAAAUCCGCCCCGGAGCCCGCUCCACAGUGGGCUCGGAAGCCAGAGGAAAUGGGAGAAGACGCUGGAAACAUCUGAUGGUAAUGCUGUGGCUUGGGGGUCAGCCCGGGACCCCCAGCAGAUGUCCCUAGCGUGGGGCGCCACGGGGUCCCGCCUUAACCCCUACUCCACCCAUUCCGGGGUGCACCUCCCAGGAGCCAGGAUUCGGUGGCGACUCCCCAGUUUUUAUUUUCAAAGCCCCACCAAACGCUUCUGUCCUCCCACCCCCACACCGCUUCUGACCAGCUGGAGUCGAGCCGGGUGCCUGCGGCGCCUUUCAGCUCCGCGCUCCGAUUUUCACAUUUUCGUUGUUUUCAAAGACAGUGACACUCCGGGUCUGGUGCUAACACUCCCUUCCUAGCCUCUGGGAAAACUGGAUGUGUGUGUGUGCGUGUGUCUGGGGAUGGGGAUGGGGAUGGGAGGAAUCCGUCUUCUCUCUCGCUCUCUCUCCCUAACUUAAAGCGCCGCAAAACCACGCGCCCCUUUUUCCGCGGAGGGUGCGGCCUUGGUCCCGGGCCAAUUUCGUUGUGGGUGAGUCGGGGUUUCUGGAGACCCGACAGCUCGGUUUCCGCUGCUGCACGCGGCCCCGACCUCAGCUCGAGAAGCGCCGGGGGCGCAGGAAGCCAACUCUGGCCUCCGGGCCCGGGUCUCUGGUGAGGGGCCAGCGCCCCGGUUCGCACAAAGCCUGCGCGCAACCAUACGGCGGGAUCCGGAGGAAGAAAAGCCCCUCGGUCCUCGCGCCUCCCCGCCCCGCCCCUCCUUCCAAGAGAGUAGUCAUAUUUGCCCGGCUGUAGUCCUAGACGAGCGUGCUCUUGUAGGAGAAAAGUCUGUGUCCUGUAAAAGUGUGUCAA